This is a messenger RNA of Lathyrus oleraceus (garden pea), 925 nucleotides long. RefSeq names its product plant cysteine oxidase 4. The transcript has 5 exons. The record is from RefSeq and is a predicted model, not a curated record. Gene Ontology annotation, molecular function: oxidoreductase activity, acting on single donors with incorporation of molecular oxygen, incorporation of two atoms of oxygen. The coding region runs from base 96 to 860 and encodes 254 amino acids. NCBI's taxonomy places the organism in Eukaryota, Viridiplantae, Streptophyta, Magnoliopsida, Fabales, Fabaceae.
AACAUUGUUCAUAGUCCCUCCUUUUUCACUUUUUUCUAUGUCCUUUCCUUUAAAAAUUGUUCUUCCACUUCCACACACAACACAAUUAUAGGACUAUGGAAAUAAACAAGAUACAAUCUCUUUAUGAUACUUGCCAUGUUUUGUUUUCUCAAGGAAGAGUUCCAAAUUUUCAACAAAUCCAUUACCUUAAAAAUCUACUAGACAAAAUUGAGGCAAUAGAUGUAGGAAUCGACGCGUUCGGGUUUUGCGAUUCUCCUACUACAGAUUCAAGCGUUGAUAAUGGUAGCAGAAGGUUGCUUUGUGGGCAAAGUUUCUCUGAAAUAACAUACAUUCACAUUCAUGAAUGUGACGAUGUUUCCAUGGGUGUGUUCUGUGUUCCAGCAGGAAAAGAAUUUCCUCUUCAUGAUCAUCCAGGAAUGACAGUGUUGAGCAAGCUUUUAUAUGGUUCUGUUUAUGUCAAAGCUUAUGAUUGGAUCAAUUUUGAUAGUACCAAAGGCAAAACAAUUUGUGUGGUUGCAGUAGGAUUGGCGGGGAGGGUAAUAGAUGAAGUGAUGAAAGCACCACAUGAGCCAUCGAUAUUAUUUCCAAGAAGUGGUGGAAAUAUUCAUUCUUUUAGAGCAUUGACUUCAUGUGCAAUACUUGAUGUGCUGUCUCCACCAUACUCUCAAGACUUUGGAAGACCCUCCACUUACUACUAUGACAUUCCUAUUCCUUAUCUCAAUGGUUAUUCCAUGCUUGAGGAGAAGCCAUUGCCGGAUGAUUUAGUAGUUCAUGGAGCACCAUACCUUGGACCUUCAAUUGUAACUAUGUACGAUGAUUACGAUUUUAGUGAUCAAUUCGGUUAUGAAAAUCAUGUAUAAAUUUUGAGUGUGUGUCUAUGGUGUGUAGCAAUUAUUUCAAAUGAAACAAUUUUAGAAUUUACUUA